AAUACAAACGUCCAUGCAAUACGGAUACGACACGACAAAUGUUCCCAUCCAAAAUCCCCCUCAUUCGCUACGGUCUUCGCAUUGGAUCCAGCCCAAUGCUUCCCUGUUUCUCAUUCACCAAAGGAAAACUUGUGGACUUGGCACGGUGGCCCAAACUAAAUUUUACUUAAUCGUUCGACACUCCUCCUGGUCGCCUGUCACCAUGAAACCUGGCGCAGCUUACCCAUCGGACCUGUGUUGGACGGCCCCGCUUGCGCUGAUCGAUCGCCGCCACCUUCAUGACGAUACGGAGUUUGGAAUUGUUGUUGUUGGACAUAUUGUGGUUCGUUGCUUGGAGGCAGCGGUGGGGUCGGUGCUUUGCCUCGGAGUCGAGAUAAGAUACGGAGUCGGCGAUCUGGUGUACAGCACGUCUUCCAAAGGAUCGGUGGUUUUGUUGAUGUGCCAGGCAUCUACCCAUACCGCUGUUACUUUAAGUGAUGGUGCCAGUGUGUGAGAUGACUUACGCUCUAGCAUGGUCCUCUCCCGACCUUCGACAGGGUCUGAGAGACGGUUAAUGUGGCAACUACAUCGACGUGAAAAGUCAACCCACCUCGAAUAUGGGGUAUGCGCGGAGGCCUCGGUACGGGUGCCUGUAACGCAUUUGAAGACUGUGCUGCAUAGUCAUGCCCAUGGGAAGAAUCCCUGCUCCCGUCCGAAGCUGGAUUAUGGUGCGCUCGGGGCCGCCUGAUGGCAGCGAUCUCAUGAGCUAGGAAGGUUUAUCAGUACGUCAUCCCCAUCGGGUAGGAUGCUUUGUACCUGAGAGUGACGGCGCUGGAGCGACAGGCGGUAGUGGCGGCGGUGGUGGGUGCUUUUUCCUUUUUUUCUCCAUCUCCAUCUCGUCAACGAGCUCUUUGAGGAAUUUGCUCCUCAUCUGGCUCAUCCUCUUCCCCCACUCUACUUCCUCCGGCGGGUCUUCGUUUUCCCGAGAAGCUUCCUCUUGGGUAAGCGGAGCCAUUAGGGGAGCCUUGCCGGGAUGCGUUCGUGAAUAUUCGUCAUCGAAAGGGUUAGUCGUGUCUGGUGCUGAAAGAUAGUGGAACAUCAGCCAUAGGAAAACUCGCGCGCGGGACGCCGAGGAGACUGGAACAGGGAGGAAUAGAUCC
This is a messenger RNA of Somion occarium, 1139 nucleotides long. Lineage: Eukaryota; Fungi; Basidiomycota; Agaricomycetes; Polyporales; Cerrenaceae. The record is from the annotation of a GenBank genome assembly.